AUGAGUGUUCUGAAUGAGACCUACAGAAACAUUAAGGUGCUGCUGACCUCUGAUAAAGCUGCGGCCAAUUUCUCAGAUCGUUCUUUGCUGAAGAAUUUGGGACAUUGCCUGGGAAUGAUCACAUUAGCUAAAAAUAAGCCCAUCUUGCACACGGACUUGGAUGUGAAAUCUUUGCUGCUAGAGGCUUACGUUAAAGGACAACAAGAGUUGCUUUACGUAGUGCCCUUUGUUGCCAAAGUUCUAGAGUCCAGCAUUCGUAGUCUGGUUUUUAGACCACCAAACCCCUGGACAAUGGCAAUUAUGAAUGUAUUGGCUGAGCUGCACCAGGAACAUGACUUAAAGUUAAACUUGAAGUUUGAAACUGAGGUGCUCUGUAAGAACCUUGCAUUAGACAUCAAUGAGCUCAAACCUGGAAACCUGCUGAAAGAUAAAGAUCGCCUGAAGAACUUGGAUGAACAACUCUCUGCUCCAAAGAAAGAUGUCAAACAGCCAGACGAGCUUCCUGCAAUCACGACAACAACAACUUCAACAACACCAGCUACCAGUACUACGUGUACAGCCACAGUUCCACCACAGCCUCAGUACAGCUACCACGACAUCAAUGUCUAUUCUCUUGCAGGCCUGGCACCACACAUUACUCUAAACCCUACAAUCCCUUUGUUUCAGGCUCACCCACAGUUGAAGCAGUGUGUGCGGCAAGCAAUUGAACGGGCUGUCCAGGAGCUGGUCCAUCCUGUGGUAGAUCGGUCAAUUAAGAUUGCCAUGACGACUUGUGAACAGAUAGUCCGAAAGGAUUUUGCCCUGGAUUCUGAGGAAUCUAGAAUGCGAAUAGCAGCUCAUCACAUGAUGCGGAACUUGACGGCUGGAAUGGCUAUGAUUACUUGCAGGGAGCCUUUACUGAUGAGCAUAUCUACCAACCUAAAAAACAGUUUUGCCUCAGCCCUUCGUACUGCAUCCCCACAACAAAGGGAAAUGAUGGAUCAGGCUGCUGCUCAGUUAGCUCAGGACAAUUGUGAAUUAGCUUGUUGUUUUAUUCAGAAGACUGCAGUGGAGAAAGCAGGCCCUGAGAUAGACAAGAGGUUGGCAACUGAAUUUGAGCUGAGAAAACAUGCUCGGCAAGAGGGACGGAGAUACUGUGAUCCUGUUGUGUUAACAUAUCAAGCGGAACGGAUGCCAGAACAAAUCAGGCUGAAAGUUGGCGGUGUGGACCCAAAGCAGCUAGCCGUUUAUGAAGAGUUUGCACGAAAUGUGCCUGGCUUCUUACCUACAAAUGACUUAAGUCAGCCUACAGGAUUUUUAGCUCAGCCCAUGAAACAAGCUUGGGCAACAGAUGAUGUAGCUCAGAUUUAUGAUAAGUGUAUUACAGAGCUGGAGCAGCACCUACAUGCCAUUCCACCAACUUUGGCCAUGAAUCCUCAAGCCCAAGCUCUACGAAGUCUUUUGGAGGUUGUAGUGUUGUCUCGGAAUUCUCGAGAUGCGAUAGCUGCUCUUGGAUUGCUGCAGAAGGCUGUAGAGGGUUUAUUAGAUGCCACAAGUGGUGCUGAUGCUGACCUAUUGCUGCGAUACAGGGAAUGCCACCUCUUGGUACUAAAAGCUUUGCAGGAUGGCAGGGCAUACGGAUCACCAUGGUGCAACAAACAGAUCACAAGGUGCCUAAUUGAAUGUCGAGAUGAAUAUAAAUAUAAUGUAGAAGCUGUGGAGUUGUUAAUUCGAAAUCAUUUGGUUAACAUGCAGCAGUAUGAUCUUCAUCUCGCUCAGUCAAUGGAGAAUGGCUUAAACUACAUGGCCGUGGCAUUUGCUAUGCAAUUGGUAAAAAUUCUGCUGGUGGAUGAAAGGAGUGUUGCCCAUAUUACUGAGGCAUAUCUCUUCCAUACCAUUGAAACCCUCAUGAGGAUAAAUGCUCAUUCCAGAGGCAAUGCUCCAGAAGGAUUACCCCAGCUGAUGGAAGUAGUGCGAUCCAACUAUGAAACAAUGAUUGAUCGUGCUCAUGGAGGCCCUAACUUUAUGAUGCAUUCUGGGAUCUCUCAAGCCUCAGAAUAUGAUGACCCUCCAGGCCUGAGGGAGAAGGCAGAGUAUCUUCUGAGGGAAUGGGUGAAUCUAUACCAUUCAGCAGCAGCUGGCCGUGACAGUACCAAAGCUUUCUCUGCGUUUGUUGGACAGAUGCACCAACAAGGAAUACUUAAGACCGAUGACCUCAUAACAAGGUUUUUUCAUCUUUGCACUGAAAUGUGUGUUGAAAUCAGUUACCGUGCUCAAGCCGAGCAGCAGCACAAUCCUGCUGCCAAUCCCACCAUGAUCCGAGCCAAGUGCUAUCACAACCUCGAUGUCUUUGUCCGCCUCAUUGCACUGUUGGUGAAGCACUCUGGGGAGGCCACCAACACUGUCACAAAGAUCAAUCUGCUGAACAAGGUCCUCGGUAUAGUAGUGGGAGUUCUCCUACAGGAUCAUGAUGUGCGGCAGAGUGAAUUUCAGCAGCUUCCCUACCAUAGGAUUUUUAUUAUGCUGCUGUUGGAGCUCAAUGCACCUGAGCAUGUGUUGGAAACCAUUAAUUUCCAGACUCUUACAGCUUUCUGCAAUACAUUCCACAUCUUAAGGCCUACCAAAGCUCCUGGCUUUGUAUAUGCUUGGCUUGAGUUGAUCUCCCAUCGGAUCUUUAUUGCAAGAAUGUUGGCACAUACGCCACAGCAGAAGGGUACUCUAAGAGUGCUGCUAGUUCUUUUGCAUGAUUUCCCAGAGUUCCUUUGUGAUUACCAUUAUGGGUUCUGUGAUGUGAUCCCUCCUAAUUGUAUCCAGUUAAGAAAUUUGAUCCUGAGUGCCUUCCCAAGAAAUAUGAGGCUCCCAGACCCAUUCACUCCUAAUCUGAAGGUGGACAUGUUGAGUGAAAUUAACGUUGCACCUCGAAUCCUCACCAAUUUCACUGGAGUGAUGCCACCUCAGUUCAAAAAGGAUUUGGAUUCAUAUCUUAAAACUCGAUCUCCUGUCACUUUUCUGUCGGAUCUUCGCAGUAACCUACAGGUAUCUAACGAACCUGGCAAUCGCUACAACCUCCAGCUUAUCAAUGCACUGGUGCUCUAUGUAGGGACUCAGGCAAUCGCACACAUCCACAACAAGGGCAGCACGCCAUCAAUGAGCACCAUCACCCACUCGGCACACAUGGACAUCUUCCAGAAUCUGGCUGUGGACUUAGACACUGAGGGCCGGUAUCUCUUCUUAAAUGCCAUUGCAAACCAGCUGCGGUACCCCAACAGCCACACCCACUACUUCAGCUGCACCAUGCUCUACCUGUUCGCCGAGGCAAACACCGAGGCAAUCCAGGAACAGAUCACAAGGGUUCUCUUGGAACGGUUGAUUGUAAAUAGGCCGCAUCCUUGGGGUCUUCUUAUCACCUUCAUUGAGCUGAUUAAAAACCCAGCAUUUAAGUUCUGGAACCAUGAGUUUGUACACUGUGCCCCAGAGAUUGAAAAGUUGUUCCAGUCUGUUGCACAGUGCUGCAUGGGACAGAAGCAGGCUCAGCAAGUGAUGGAAGGGACUGGAGCCAGUUAGAUGAACUGUAGCCCUCCCCGGAGACGGCAGCCUUGGUCCCACUGAACCAAGAUGAUAAACUGAAGAGUCCUUUCAACUCCUCCUGACUUUCCCAGCCCUUUGGUUCUUGGGUGUCGGCCCCAUCAAUUGCUGGGGUUGGCCUCCUGUCUAUAUGGGCAAGUUCCAAAGUUUAAAUGCAUUUUUUUUGACUCUUGGCCAAAAUUUAGAAGAUGCUGUGAAUAUCAUUUUGAACUUGUGUAAAUAUAUGAAAGAGAAAAAAAAAG
Messenger RNA from Peromyscus maniculatus bairdii (prairie deer mouse), 3806 nucleotides. The record is from RefSeq and is a predicted model, not a curated record. Lineage: Eukaryota; Metazoa; Chordata; Mammalia; Rodentia; Cricetidae.